Messenger RNA from Labrus bergylta (ballan wrasse), 2193 nucleotides. Lineage: Eukaryota; Metazoa; Chordata; Actinopteri; Labriformes; Labridae. The record is from RefSeq and is a predicted model, not a curated record.
GUAUUUAUUUUACUUUGAUGACUUUAGUUUGUAUACACUGUACCAAACAAGAGCAGGAAAAGAUACUUGUUUGUAUAAGUAUCAAGCACUUCAAGAAUCAAAGAAUCAAGCACCUUGUGUCUUCUGUACGUUGGCAGACGAGCAUUUGCACUUGCUAUUAAAACCUGCAGCAAAUUUAAAAGUGCAGAAUUUAGAAGCAUGAAACUAAAGAAACGUCCAAAAGGCAUUGCAAAGAAAAAAAAAAGACAUGUUGCAAAAAGCUGAAACAACUGAGUAAGCAUCAAAUACAUGAAGGAUGCAUAAUCAUAAAGACAUGUUAAAAAAAAGAAAAAGGCCAAGUGGAUGAGUAUAGAGGAAGAAGGGGACACUGAAGGGCAGGUGGGGUCAGCUGAAUGUAAGAGCCAGGUGAUGAGGACAGGUAAACACAGAGGGAAAGGUAGAAUGAGUAAAUAUAAAUAAAUACUGAAAAAAACAUUUAGCUAUCACUGCUGUAUCUGCAAAGACUGAUAUAGUCAGUCAGUAAAGAUACAUUUUUCCUUUUUAUUAUAUCUUGUGCAAAUUCUGAUGAACCUGCACACUUAAAAAAAACAGUCACUAAAGAUCUGAACGGUCAUUCCUCGGAAGUCUGGUGGCUGACCAGAAACAGAUAAAAGAACAAAAGUGAAAGUAAGAGACCCUAUCCUAUAAAAAGGGCGACCAGCCUGCACAUUUGCAGAGUCACUCCAGAGCAUCCAGAGCAUCACAAGAAAAGAUAUGGGAGGAGAAGAAUCCAAACCACCUUCUCCUCUUUUCAGUGAGCCAUGGAGGACUCUGCCGAUGAGCACUGAGGACAAUCUCAACUUUCUGAAAUCUUACCAACCUCGAAAGAAAGAAGUCAAACAUCUCAGGAUUCUGCUUCAUGGACCGGUCGGUGCCGGCAAGUCCAGUUUCAUAAACUCUGUUGAAAGUGUUUUGAGAGGCAUUGUUACAGAUCGAGCUGAGACGGAUGCGACCUCUGGGAGCAGCUUCACCCUAAAGUACAAAACAUACAAAAUUGAAAAAGAUCAAGAGAGCCCAUAUUCUAUUGUUUUCAACGACAUCAUGGGCCUUGAGAAUAACGCCGACAAUGGAGUCCAUGUGGAAGAUAUCAAACUGGCCCUGCGGGGACAUGUGAGAGAGGGUUACAAGUUCAAUCCUUAUGGCCCACUGACAGAGAAUAACCCGGGCUACAACUCCAACCCCUCUCUGGAUGACAAAGUCCACGUGCUGGUCUGUGUGGUUCCUGUCGACUCAGUCUCUCUGUUAGAUGACAAAGUCGUGCAGAAGUUAAGAGAAGUCAGACUAGCUGCCAGUGAUCUGGGAAUUCCCCAACUGGCCAUCCUCACCAAAGUUGAUGAAGCCUGUCCUGAGGUCAGAUCAAAUAUUCACAACUUGCACAAGAGCAAGUACCUGAAGGGACAGGUGGAAAAAUUCAGUGUGACGGUGGGAAUUCCCAUCAAGUCCAUCUUCCUGGUGAAGAACUACGAGUCAGAAAUCAACACGAGUGACGACAUCAGCAGGCCGAUUCUGACUGCACUGAAACAGAUGGUCACCUUCGGAGAAGACUACAUUAACGACAUGUAGACCGUCUCACUGCUGAGGCAGACUGUCUUUCCUCAGGCUGUUAAAUGCCUUUAUCAGUGUUUUAGCACCUCCUAGUGGUUGUUUUGUCAGAACAGGAAUUAGCUUGUUUAUACAGGAAGUUAAUUGUAAGGAGGCCAUUUUCUCUGCAUGCAGAUCCAGGAGCAGACGUAUGUCGCAUCUGCUACCAUCCUUUCAUUUAAGCUUGUGAAAGCAUCAUCUGUAAGUGUAUUCUGUUUUGUUACCUGAUAUUUAAAUCAUAUAUGUUCAUAUUUGUAAGGUAAAUGCUUUGAACCUUUUCAUAUGUGGUUAUUGGGAAAAUGAAACAUCUAAAGUUGAUAUCGGGUAAAAGGAGACAUAGAUUGUUAAGAGUAUAUUUUAUUUGAAGCGCAUCAUGCUUGAAUACGAAUACAUACAUGUCAUAAGACAUUUUUGAUUAGUUGGAAAUUCAUAUAGUAUAAAGCAGUAAGCUAAAGCUAACUUGUCAGUUGAAUAUUGAUUUCUUUUUUUAUAGUUCAUGUUUUCUACAGUUUCACUCUUGCUUCAUAAAUGUAUCUGCAACGACAUCUUAUUAAAAGUGACAACUAAGAUGAA